Molecule: messenger RNA, 675 nt
Organism: Ustilaginoidea virens
Lineage: Eukaryota; Fungi; Ascomycota; Sordariomycetes; Hypocreales; Clavicipitaceae
Exons: 3
Coding region: 1-675 (224 amino acids)
Biological process (GO): 'de novo' IMP biosynthetic process
Cellular component (GO): cytoplasm
Molecular function (GO): phosphoribosylglycinamide formyltransferase activity
Source: RefSeq, a predicted model, not a curated record
AUGAACAGGUCACAAGAGUCGCCAUGUCGAAUCCUUGUUAUGGCCUCGGGCUUCGGCUCCAACUUUCAGGCUCUCAUAGAUGCUAUAUCGACGGGUCGACUUCGAAAUAGCCGCAUCGUCCGCCUCAUCGCCAACCGGAAAAACGCUCACGCAAUGGCUCGAGCGGAUGCAGCUGGCAUUCCCUGCGACUAUUUGAAUAUGAUCAGCCACGGGUUUUUGCAGAAGGGAGAAACAGACCAACACAAAGUAGCUCAAGGCCGUCAAAAAUACGAUGCUGCAUUAGCUGAGAGGGUUCUUUCACCAGACAGGGAAAGGCCCGACCUAAUUGUCCUCGCUGGGUGGAUGCACGUCUUUUCAACUGCUUUCCUAGAACCCAUCGAACGGGCCGGGGUGCGGAUAAUCAACCUCCAUCCGGCCCUACCUGGCGAGUUCGAUGGAGCCAUGGCGAUUGAGCGGGCUUUUGAAGAGUUCAAGGCUGGGCGACUAACACGCACGGGUAUUAUGGCCCACUACGUGAUUGAUGAGGUGGAUAGGGGUGCGCCCAUCUUGGUGAAAGAGGUCGAGUGGAAGGGAGAGGAGCUGGACGAGUUCAAGGAGAGGAUGCAUGGUCAUGAGCAUGAGCUUAUUGUCCAGGCGACGGCGGAAGUGUCGCAGGAGAUAGUUGAGGGUAGGUAA